CAUAAAAAAAAGUUUUGAAAAUUCCAAAAAUUCAAAACACAUAAAAACAAUAAAUUUUCAUAAAAACAAAAAUUUUUCAUAAAAAUAUUAAAAUUUUAAAAACUUAUUUUAAAUUAAAAAGUGCGUUUUUCGAGUGAGACAGCGUGAAUUUCGUUAAAAAGCUAACGAAAUCAGACCCAAAACAGAAAUUUUCCACUAAAAGUACUUCGAAUUUCUGCGUGGUAGAAGCUCAACUGAAAAUAAACUGUUAAAAAAGCUUAUAACUCGGCUGAAAAUAAACCGUUACAAAAAGCUUAAGGCUCAACUGAAAAUAAACCGUUACAAAAAGCUUGAAAAUUUUUUGAAAAAAAUAUUGUUUAACAAAAAAUUUCGAAAAAGCUUUUUGCACCACUUUCAAGCUCAAAAAAUUGCAAAAAAGCUUGAAAGAUUGCUUAAAUUAAAUAAGCGAGCGCCCUUUACAUUGCACCGUGCGCCCAACGACCCUAGAGUUACAGACCCCCAUACAUUCCAUAACAAGUCUAGCGCAGAGUAAACACUGCGCGACAAGCGAGAGCAGCAAAAGCAGCGGACAGGCCGCGGUACGUGGGCAUAAGAAGAAGAAGAAACAGCAGCAGCAGCAGAAGCAGCUCAAGUGCAAAUAUCAAGCGACGCGUUCCAUAACCAAAUAGACGCCUUAAAGUUGAAAGACACCAAUUGCCGUCACUGCCUAAUGGCAAGUUCGCUCAAUAAAACGAGACACAGGCGCAGAUUGACUGCGAUCUCGUUUCUAUCGAAUAUUUCAUUAGAUGGCACACAUCGGGAUACUAAAUUUGGAGCAACAAUUGGCAUUUGUGGCAACGCGGCUACAACGUACAACGCAACGGCAGCGGGAUUACAAAGUGGCGCAACGACUGGCGGCGGUAUCGGAUACGGCGGCAGCGGCGGCGGCGGCGGCAAACAGCAGCAUCAGCACCAACACUUCAACUACAAUCGCAAUAAUCGACAUCCACGGCAACAGCAACAACAACACCAUUACCAUCAACAUCACUACUAUACGCAACAUCAUGCGAAUGGCACAGGUUGCAAUGUGGGUAACGGCAACGCCGGCGGCACUGGCAUGGCUUCGGCCGCCAUGUAUCUCGCCAAUUGCGAUGAUGCGCACAUGGACCUCAUGGGUGGCGGAGGCGGCGGUAGUUGUUGUGGUGCUGGUGGUGAAGGCGGCGGCGGCACUGGCAGCGAUGGCUGUGCCGAUAGUACCGGCAGCGCCGAUGGUGAUGGGCAUUUUAGUGAAAUUGAAAAUAUGGGUCAACACUUGAUAAAUGCACGGCCAGGCAACGCUUAUAAGGGCGAUGGUGGCAAUACUAAAGCAGCAACAGCAACUGUCGCAGCCAGGUCGACAGUCAAGCAUAUGGAUAAAUCCGCUGGUGACUACGACAUCAUCAGCGGCAGCGAUGGUGGCGGCGGCGGCGGCGGCAUCGGCGUUGGCGUUGGUGUUGGUGGUGCAACUGUGACUGAGAAGCGCAAUGUUAAGCGACCCACAUCGAGUAGUCGGCAACAGUGCAAUCAUAAUUGCAGGCAAACUUCUAAGCAUGGCACCAUGGGCAUUGCCAGCAAGCAACAGUUGGCCGGCGGUAGCGGCGGUUCGGGCGCCGAGAGCGGCAGCGAUUCGGAUAGCGUCAAAAUACCAAUGAAAGUUUCCAGUUUGGGUGCUGGCAUACUAAUGCCAUUGCGUGAAAGAACUUUCAGCAAUGGCGCCAACGAUGCCAAUAUCAUGCCGGAGCGUCGCGCCCGUCUUAACACGGCACCGGGUAUGCGUAUCGGCGUCGGUGUCGGCGGCAGUGCUGGUGGCAAGCGACCGUGCAACAUUAUACACGGUUCCACGCACAUAACCGACGACAGCAGUACGGAGAGUUUGACGCCCGGCAGUUUUCCGGGCAGCUUUACUGGACGCGGCAGCAUCAGCAAGAGUGUGCAGAUCAACGAUGCUAAGGACUUACGCAUACUCAAUGCACAAGCGCACAAACAGCAUCAGUACAAGGAUGAGCGUGUGGUGUUGACGUCACGUAAGGUGCCAUUCUUUAUAUUCUCGGCAUUGCCAUACUACAAGGGUAAAAAUGGCAGAGCCGAAUUACGCAAGGAAGGUCGUCGACGCAAUCCAUCCGGUUCGCGUCCCCUAUCCGCAAUCAACGAUGCACCCUUCGAUCCAUUCGAUUUGCUGGGCAUCGAAAAGGGUGAAAGUGGGCAGGAAAUCUCCUAUGGACAUCUACUCAUACCCACACGCCAUUAUGGCAAAGAGAGCAAGAGCAAGCAUGGCGGUGGCACUUCGGGCAACACAUCACUAUUGGAUAGUCAAAUCGAAAUUACGAGUACAGCAGCACUUAAAAAUCACGGCAUCGCCAGGACAAAAGUUAUAACCUGGCAAAAGGGAAAAUGGUGCUUCACUUAUGACAACAACAAUCGCAAUAGUACCGCAAGUCCGACACCGGACCUCAAAUUGGAUUUGGAUGAUAGUUUAUUGUUGAAUGCAGACGGUACACGCGGCAUGCAGUUCCAAUAUUCCGCAAAUAUUUUGGAUGAUCCCGAAUUGAUUGCGGGCAAGCAUCGCACUUUGCUCACAUUCACGUCAUACAUGACAUCGGUGAUCGAUUAUGUGCGUCCAUCGGACUUGAAGAAGGAGUUGAAUGAUAAAUUCCGUGAGAAAUUUCCACACAUACAAUUGACGCUGAGCAAAUUACGAAGCAUCAAGCGUGAAAUGCGUCGCAUCAACAAGUUGGACAGUCGCAUUGAUUUGGUCACUAUAUCGCAAGCAUAUGUCUACUUUGAGAAAUUGAUCUUGGCCAAUCUAAUCAACAAGAGUAAUCGCAAGCUAUGCGCAGGCUCCUGUCUGCUGCUAAGCGCUAAAAUGAACGAUGUCAAAGGUGAAUCGCUGAAGAGCUUAAUUGAGAAAACCGAGAGCGUUUUUCGUGUGAAUCGCAAGGAGCUAAUCGCUUCGGAAUUCGCCGUGCUUGUGGCAUUGGAGUUCAGCUUGCAUGUGCCCAUGCAUGAGGUAUUGCCGCACUAUCAGCGUUUGCUCUACGAAUCCUAGAAUUGGCCAAAACGCUUUGCCGAAAAGCGCUUGGUAGCGGUGACAUCGCGUUAUUACUUUCGGCAUCGCAAUAGCAGCAAGAAAUGAACGCGCUUGCGGCGCGAAGUAUAUGUGGCAAUCUAAAAUGGAAUUUUAAGAGCGGAAUAGUGCUAAGCUGGAAGGCUUGAAGAAGUUUAACGAAUUGAUAUUCAAUUUGUUUGUGAGUCAGCUAGCUAAAUAUGUCAGCUGUAUGCAUUUUAUGUAUGAAGGAGUUAUUGAAAUAUGGAAAUUUCGUAUAUAAGUGAAAGAGAAAACUAUAAAAAAAUAUAACAAAAUUAAAUUUGUCGAAAAAAAACUUUGGGAGUGAAAAAAUAUUAUCACACAAGAUUUUUAGUAAAACGAAAAUUUGUACUUAAACGUUAAGAGAGCAAACAAAAAACAUUUUUUAUAGCAAGUAGGUUAGUGAAGUAAGCAUUGUGAUUACAAUUUGUAACACUUUAUAAGAGCGCAAGAGAAAUUUAAAGUUUGCUGCAGAGAAAACCGAAGUUAUACGCAAAUAUUUUGUUUAAUAAGCAAUUUUUGACUUUAUUAUGACUACUUUAUAAUUUUUUUUUUUUUUAUGGCGAUUUGUUUGAAAUUAUUUUGUGUAGUUUUUUUUUAUGUUUUAAGCGUGUACGGCGUUAAUUUAAGGUUAAUUUUUUUAUGUAACGCAAUUGUGGUAGAUUUUUUUUAAUAUAUAUAAUGUAAGCGAAAGUUUCAAACACAAAAAUGCGUUUCUAAUUUUUAUUUAUAAUUUUUUCCUUAUUAAUAAUUAAAAAUACGUGCGCUUAAUUAAUUUUAAUUAAUACUCAUGCGCCCUUUAUUGCCAUGCCGGUGACUACAUUUUUUAAUUAAAAAAAAGACAAUUAAUUUCAUAUAUUUCGGUAUUGUAAAAGUUAUUUUUUAAAACUAAAUUUUAUUUUUUGACUUUUUUAAAUUUUUACCUAAAAUCAUUAUUUUUUAAAUGUAAUUCAAAACAAUAUUUUUUCAAUUUCGAACUAAACAUUUUCUUUUUCAAUUUAAACCUAAAAAUUGAACCAAAAAUAUUUUUUUUUAAUUUCUAAUUAAAAAUAUUUUUUUUUUUCAAUUUAAACCUAAAAAUAUUUAAUUUUUUAGUUUAAUCUAGUUUUUUUUAAUUUCCAUUUUAAUUUAAAAAAAAAUAGGUUUUUUUCAAUGUCGAACUAAAAAUAUUUUUGUUUUUCAAUUUCAAACUAAAAAUUUUUUUUUUUAAUUUCAACUUAAAAAUAUGUUUGUUCUUCAAUUUUAGCCUGAAAAUAUUUUUACCGAAAAAUAUUUUUUUUUUCAAUUUUAGUUUUAAUCAAGAGAUGUUAUUCCUCCAAUUUUAUUUUAAAAAUAUGUAUUUUUUCCAAUUUCACCCUAAAAAUUUGUUUUUUUUUUUAAUUUAAAGCCAAAAUUUUUGGUUUUAAUCUAAAAAAAUUUUUUCUCCCAAUAUUAACCUAAAAAUAUUUUUUUUUUCAAUUUCAACCUAAAAGUUUUCUUUUUUUCAAUCUUAACCUAAAAAUUAUUUUUUAAAAAUUUACCCUAAAAAAUAUUUUUUUUCCGAAUUUUUUUUUUCAAUUCUAACCUAAAAAAAAAUUCUCUGAGCAAACGUAAACAUUUACAUAUUAUAUAUUAGCACUUAAAAUUUAUUAAUACAUAAUAUACUUACAUAAAUAUCUAGCUACACAUAAAUUAAGUGAACAGCGACAAAUUAUUAUAUGACACAAUACAAAAACUUUUAAAAAGUAAACGAGAUUUAAUUGAAAAUUACUGCAACACAAAUGCUUUGAAAAAGUGAAAAAAUAUUAGCAAAAUUCCGUUUUCGUAAUAAUACUUUGGAAACACAAACGAAAUUAAGAAAUACCUGAGUCGGAUUUUUUAAGUAAUUUUUGAAAAAUUAAAAGAAAAAAUUAGAAAAUUAUAACUUAAGAAAAUUUAACGAAAUUAAAAGAGUUGAAAUAUAUUUAGAUAAAAAUAAUUUUUUUUGGAAAACUUAACGAUGUUAUAUAAAUAAAAAUAAUUUUGGAAAUUAAAGAAAUAAAAUAAAAAAUUAUAACUUUAAAUCUUUAACUUUGAGAGAUUUGAACGAAAUUGGAAAAGUAAUAAUAUAAUUAAUUAAAAAAAAAAUUGGAAAAUUAACGAAAUUAUAUAAAUUAAAGUAAUACUGGAAAAUUAAAAAAAAAAAUUAAAUAAAAAAUGAUAACUUUAAACAUAUUAUUUUGUGGAAAUUGAUCGAAAUUUAAAAAGUAAAAAAAUAAUUAAUUUUAAAAAUUUUGAAAAUUUAACGAAAUUAUAUACAUAAAUAAAAGUACUUUUGAAAAAUUUUAGCAAGCAUAUCUAUCGAAAUUGAAAAAAAAUAACAUUAAUAUCAAAAAUAUUUUUGGAAAAUUACACGAAAUUAUAAAAACAAUUUAAUUACAACAGAAAUACUUCGAAAAGAAAUAUACGAAAUUUACUAAAACCGAUAUUAGAAAAACAAUUGUGCAGCUAGAUGUAAUUAUUGAAGAAAAAUGCAGAAACAAUAUUAAAUAUAAUGCAAAUUAAAGAGUUAUUGUAGCCAACUUAAUAGAAAUAAAUAGAUCGAGUAAGAAAAAAUUAAAUUUAUUUUCGGGCAAGCAAAAAAAAUGUAAAAAAUUACUUAACUGAAUAUUGCGCUUACAAGCCGAACAAAGAAGUAGAGCUAUUAAGCGAACGAGUUUCGAUUUUGCACUAAAAAAUUAAGCUAUAAACAAUCUUUUCGAUUUUGAACCAAAAAAUUUAAUCAUAAAGUAAAUGAAUUUUCGAUUUCGAACCAAAAAAUUUUAUUUCGAUAAUUAAUUAGUUAAUUAAAAAAAAAAUAAUUAAAAAUUCAGAAAAAAUUAAUUAAUUGAAAAUAACAAAAAAUUAAUUAAUUGAAAAAAAAUUAAUUAAAAAUUAAGAAAAAAUUAAUUAAUUGAAAAUAAAAAAAUAAUUAAUUAAUCAAAAUUAAAAAAAGAAAAGAUAUUUAAUUAAUAAAAAAUUUAAUAAAAAUUAACUAAUUAAUUAAAAUAAAGCAACCCAAAAAAGUGAAAUUAUGUAAAAGCUAAAACUUAACUUAAAUACAGUUUACAAUAAUAUUUUUUUUAUAAAAUUAAAAAUAAUAAUAAAUUAAAUUAAUAAUAUUUUUUUAUAAAAAAAUUAAAUGAUUACUUAAACCAAGCAUAUGUUAUUAAAAUGUUAAGCACCAAAUUAUUAGCUACACAUACAUAAGUAUGUACAUACAUAUAUUGAUUACUAGCGUAAGGCUUUCUUAAUAUAAAACACACAGAAAUAUUCGAUAGACAUACAUACAUACAUAUAUAUAUAUAGUAUAUAAUAUAUAUCCGACGUAUUUAAUGCGUACAUAUGUUUACUUAAUAUUAUGCGAUGGCGUUUUGAUAUUUCUAUGUAUAAUAUUUAAGCUUAACUGUAUAAAGUUCAUGCAAUGUAAUUAAGUUUAGUGCGUGAGAACAGGGCGUAUGUGCCACACUUGCAAGUUAUAUAAUAUAUUUGUAUGUAAAAUAUGUAUUUGCUUGUUUUUGUAUCUAAGAAAUAUGGGAUAAAUAUAUAAACUUUAAUGUAA
Messenger RNA from Bactrocera neohumeralis, 6662 nucleotides. Its product is annotated as CDK5 and ABL1 enzyme substrate 1. The record is from RefSeq and is a predicted model, not a curated record. NCBI's taxonomy places the organism in Eukaryota, Metazoa, Arthropoda, Insecta, Diptera, Tephritidae. Gene Ontology annotation, biological process: regulation of cell cycle. Bases 710 to 3064 code for a protein of 784 amino acids. The transcript has 9 exons.